This is a messenger RNA of Lineus longissimus, 1333 nucleotides long. Its product is annotated as large ribosomal subunit protein mL45-like. The transcript is spliced from 7 exons. NCBI's taxonomy places the organism in Eukaryota, Metazoa, Nemertea, Pilidiophora, Heteronemertea, Lineidae. Gene Ontology annotation, cellular component: mitochondrion. Bases 7 to 1044 code for a protein of 345 amino acids. The record is from RefSeq and is a predicted model, not a curated record.
UUCAAGAUGGCUGGAAGCGUGCGGGUCGUGGGCACAUUUAACUUUCUAACUUCCAAAUGUUCGCCACUUAUUCGAUUAAAUGCUGUUCGAGAACAAUUUUGUUUUCUGUCGCCAGUUUAUUAUCAACAAGUACAGGAAAAACAUUAUGAUAUUAAAUGGCAAAAGCUGAGGGCUGCUAAAGUCUUGAAGAUGAAACUUCCGGACUAUGACAGAGUUAAGAAGUCCCAGACUUGGGAUCCUGAACAAAGAAGGUCUGAGAUGAAGAAGGAAGGACGGUUGCCCCCAAGGCAGUUCCAGGAGCGCCCUCUGAAUAUAAGCUCCACAGGUGGUGUGUUUGAACAAUAUGUACCACCAGAGGGAGAUGGAAGAGUGUCAACCCUUUCUAAAGAGGGUGCCAAGCAGAGAUUAACGGGCAUAGAAAAAAAGGGAAAGUCUUAUCUACAACUGCGCAAGAUCAGGCAGUUUGAGGAAGACUUUGACACAAAGGAAUUCGCUCAGACCGCCCUUGAGUUGUAUACAGAGGCUCAUCAACUACUACAAGAUGUAAAAAAGAAUGAGAUGAGACUCCAUGAUCUAGUCACAGAAAAAGCUUAUCCGGAUAUGACACAUACGCUAACGAAGAGGACGUUCCGUUGGAGAUUCAUAGAAAGUAUCGAGCCACCCCAUGUCGUCCAUAUUCGCUGCACGGAGAUGCUGGCAAAGACAAACCUUUACGCUCAAGUCACUGUGAGGAUGCACACAAAACAGGCUCUUGCCAUUUACGAUCAAUUUGGCAGACUGAUGUACGGUGAUGAAAAUAUAGCCAAGGAUAUCUUGGAAUACGUCGUGUUUGAGAAGCAUCUUGCUAAUGAAUAUGGUACCUGGCGGAUUCAUGGGAAGGUGGUUCCCGAUUGGAUGCCGCCAAGACAGCCAAUAAUUAGGACAUAUAUCAAACAAGAACCAGAGCCGAUCCCUGAUAUACCGGAUGAACCAGAUGCAAGCAAAAAGGAGGAGAAGCCAGCACAACCUGAACAGUUAGAACAGGGCAGUUUAGCAACAGCGUAGUUUUGGAUAAUCUCGUUAAAACAUCAGAGUAUGACUUUGCAUGUGCUGAUCCAGGCCUUGGAGUCGGAGGGCCAUUCAAAGUUUUUAGAUUGUCAGUCAAGAUUUUUCGGAAAUCACAUUGUAAGGGGUGGUACUUGCUUGUUGGGCUGGGAUCCAUGCCUGCUUGUUUCCGACUUAAUCGAUCCAUACACUGCUUUGUCCCCCCCAACGAGAAAAUGUUGGAGGAGUAAGUUGAAAAAAUGUUGUGUGUUUUCAAACAAGUCCUUUCUUCUUCAAUUAUCUUGCUCUU